UUUAUCAAAAAAAUAAAUUCCUUAUUUCUGAUUAAAUUUAAUUUUUUUAGAUAGUGUGAUAAUAUAAACAUAAUUAACGAAAUACUAAAAAAAGAACGUUUAUAAAAUAUUACAAAAAAUAUGAAGUAAAAUAAUCAUUCUUUUGACUCUUUAAAUGAUAGAAAACUCAAUUCGCCUGGUUAACCUUAUAGCCAUGCAGAAUUUCUAAGUAGUAGAAAAGAAAUAAUCUUGCAAAGGAUAACAAAUCAAAAAUAUAAGGAGAGUAAAUAAAAUGAGUCUCCUAUCAAACUUUAAUAAUACUAGGAAUCUUUGAGUUAAUCACCUGGAGAUUAAAAUAUCAAUUUGGAAGGUUCGUAAGAACAAAGGAACUCUUUUAUUGAGUAGGAAGUAACUGAUGCAUAGAUAAAUUAACUUAAGAAUAUUGACAUAAAAAAAUUGCAAGCUUUAAUUCUUAAAAAUAGAAAUGAUGCAAAUAAAUCAUAUUCUAUUUAGAACUUUUAAAGUUUAUUUAUUGAAAUAGGAUUGCUUUAUAACCAAAAUUAGUAAAAGGAAUAGGAAGCUUCUGAAAGAUCGAUUUAAUAUUGCGAGUAACUGUGGAGAGUUAUUUAAUUUUCAAGUAACAGUCCCUUCGCAAAUUCUUAAUUCAUAAAUUAAAUUAUGGCAAUCCUUUUAAACAGAUAGCUCUGCUAAGAAUCUAUGAUAACCCUAGUAUAAAAUGAACUAAUUAAUAAUUUUAAAGUAAGCACUUAACAAAAUGCAGAAGAGUUUAUAAAGUAACUAAAUUAUAGCAAUAUUAAUCUCAAAUAAAUCUUAAAUUAUUUUUACAUACUCAUUCAUACCUAUGAAUUAAAUGAACACAUUUUAUAAAACUAAGCUUCUCCUACUAAAAACAAUAAUAAUACAAUGAAUAUUUAUGAUAAAAAUAAGAAGAACACUCGACAUGAAAAGCUUUUUUAGCAUGCAGAAUUAUUAAAUUAAAAAAGAAAUACUUUCUCAUUAUUAAAGUAAAAGGAAGAACUUGACUCUUGCACAUUUUAACCUAUAAUAAAUUAUAAUUAGUAAAAUUUAAUGUCACCAAAAUACCAAAAAAUACUUCAAACAAAUGUCCAUGAUAGACUGUAUCAAAAUGCUCAGGAAAUCAAAAAAUCUUAAGAAGAAAUUUAACAAUAAAGGGAAAAAUAAAAAGAAGAAGAAAUGUAACAAUACUCUUUUCACCCAUAAAUUACAAAAUUAGAUCAUAUUGAUCAUUGUAAUCAAGAUAAAAAAAAUAUUAUUGAUUAUGUUCCUGGUGCAAAAACUCAGCUUGAGAGAUUGGCCAAGGCAAGACGUAUCAAAACUGAGAAGGAUUAAUUCUGGGAUAAGCAGAUGUAACAAUACAGAGAAAAAGGGGUCAAGACCAAUCCUACAAAAACUCAAGAAUUUAGCUUUAUGAAUAGAAUUCCCUUGAAAAGAGAACCUAUCAUGUAUUUAGAUGUCAAUAUUACAACUAGUAAGAAAGGCAGAAUUGCCCUCUAUAAAGGUGAUGAUUAUAAAAAAGUUGCUAGAGACUUUGCUUAAAUAUAUAGGCUUAACUAAGAAGCACUUUAAGAACUUGAAGAAAGAGUUUAUUAGGCAAUUCACAUAUAUUAUUCAUAGUUUGCUUGA
Tetrahymena thermophila SB210 is the source of this 1644-nucleotide messenger RNA. RefSeq lists its product as hypothetical. The record is from RefSeq and is a predicted model, not a curated record. NCBI's taxonomy places the organism in Eukaryota, Ciliophora, Oligohymenophorea, Hymenostomatida, Tetrahymenidae. The transcript has a single exon.